UUCAUUUGAAUGCAAGAACAUUCUUUAAGAUAGGAACAACGUGCUAUUGUGUUCGGCCGCUGUUCAGACUUCACCUGUAGACGCACCUGUCCGUCGUACCUUGACACCUUCGCCGACAUAAUAAAUCACGACCAGGAAGGGUUUUUUUUCUCUCUCCUGAGGUCUCAUGACGAUGACGUAAUGAGGAAUGCGGACCACAAAUGCACUGUCAAGAGUAUCUGACCUGAAAACAAAUUGAACGAGAGCAAUGCUGCAGAAAAUGUUCCGUCUGCUCUGCUGUUGCUGCUUCUCAAGCGACAGCUCGAACAACGAGAGGCAACCUCUCCUGCCACCCAGACCAUCAUCUGAAGUUGGUGAAGCUGGAUCAGCUAGACAACACCGUCCAGCAUAUAGCAAUGUUCAGGCAGGGAAACGUAUUGGAAAGCUGACAAUGAGGCGCGUGAACGUGCCAGAGCUGGAUCGGAGGUUCACCGACACGGCCGAGACCUUCAACGAGCAGCAGGACCGCUACGAGGCCAUGCUCCGUCACAUCAGAAACCUGCAACAGAGCUGCGAUUGUGUCGGUGCCAAUGACCUGGAUUUUGCUGAAUGUGUGAGGAAGAUCAGGGAGGAGCAGGAGGCCGCAUACAGGAUCUCCCUCAAGACAAAGGGCUAUGAUUUCUCCCUCACUGUUGAGCCAGUGGGUUCAGGGGGUAAGGAUGAAAAAGAGCAGCUGCCAGCUCCUCUGCGACAGGCUCAGAAUGAAGUCAAGGGGAUUUCUGAAAGCUCCAAAGCCACCAUCUCAAAGGGCACCACGCUGCAAGAACUUAUUGGCUGGUUGCUCCGUAGCCAGAGUCAAAUGGCUGAACAGGUGAAAGGUGCAGCAGAAACUUACCAAGAACAAGGAAGACUAAUCGAGAACCUCGAGGAGAACCUGAGGGAAGUGAGAAGAGCGAAGGAGUUAUCGCAGGGAUACAGGCAACAUGCUGGGAGUGUUCUCACUGAGGCGGCACAGAUAGCGGGGACUCACCUGUAGCCAACAGGUGAAGGCCUUAUUGGUACUGACCAAUACAGAAUGCAUACAAGGGAAAUGUUCUCCCCAAUAGAAUGAACCUUUUGGAAAUUGCAGAAUACAUGAUUCUUUAUUUGGAUUUGUCAGUAGUAAUUUUGUGCUUCAUAAUUGCUCUUAUUAUUGUAUGCGUGUACCCUCUAGGUAAAUGAUUUUUCUUGCUUAUAAUAUUGUGUGCAUUUGUAGCCAUUUUACAUGUUUUAUUUUAUUUUAUUCCACCGUUUGACAUAUUUUUUAAUGUAUUUUUUGUUGUCAUUUUGCUUUAUAAUGUGAUCCAUUUAACACAGGUGUACGUAUACACGCAUUUUUUGUAGAAUCAUUAUCUACCACAAGGGGGCACUAAAAGCUCAAUUUUGACAUCGACAUCAGGCUUUCCUGUCAGAAUAUGUCGUUUUACACUGAGACUGCAGAUUGUGUAAAUUUAUGUUGCAAAUAGCAGUGUUUGCUGCUCAGAAUUGUAAAAAUUACUUUUGAAUAUACUCAAUUAUUGAUUUACAACCUACCAGACCAUUUGGUUUGAGAACUGGAAAAUAUUGUUUUUUUUUUAUAUAAAUCUUAGGAAGGAACUGGAUGCAAUUAACUGUGGUAAAAGUUGUGAACUUGGCUGCAGGUUUGCAAUGGUUGUUUACUGAGUGAUUUGUCCACUGAAACACAAAUAGGAAACAGAUUUACAGCUUAUCCACAGAAGCAGCAUUAUGUUUAUUAGUUGUUAAACAGAAGCUAUUAAGGGAAAAGCUGACAAACACAUGGUCAUACGCCAUCUUGAUUAUUAACUCUAGAAAAUCCACUAUGGCAGGAGCCAUUGGCAAAUGGUCAUGGAUUAUUAUCAAGUGACAGGCUUUUGUAGAGAGGUAGUUUAAACUUCAGUGGAUAAUAAUGUGGGAUGACGUGAAAAGACAUUUUAAUUUAACAGAAAGACAAUCAACUUUACAGGAAUGUAAAAAUGUAUUUUCAAAAACUGUAUUAAACGAUUAGAAGCUCUUAGCUGAUAUUUACUGUGACAAGUCAAAAAAGGUAUAUUUAAAAUUUCUUGUGAAGAACAUUUCAGUAUUCUCAACCAGACUAACCGAGAACAAUAAUCUGUAUUAGAAAUAAAUAAACAGAAGUCUGUG
Menidia menidia (Atlantic silverside) is the source of this 2160-nucleotide messenger RNA. Lineage: Eukaryota; Metazoa; Chordata; Actinopteri; Atheriniformes; Atherinopsidae. The record is from the annotation of a GenBank genome assembly.